Messenger RNA from Schistocerca americana (American grasshopper), 726 nucleotides. RefSeq names its product forkhead box protein L2-like. The coding region runs from base 1 to 726 and encodes 241 amino acids. The transcript is spliced from 3 exons. The record is from RefSeq and is a predicted model, not a curated record. Lineage: Eukaryota; Metazoa; Arthropoda; Insecta; Orthoptera; Acrididae.
AUGCCUGUGGAGUUUCAGACAGCUCUCCCGAAGGAGAGUGACGUCAUUGAGUUUGUAAAGAGUCUAGCUCCAGAGCGACAAGCAGCGCGAGAGAGCAGGGAACUUGGUGGGCAGCCAACAGCCGCCGCCGCCGCCGCCGCCGCCGCCGCCGCCACAUGUGCGCGCGGCCUAAAUUCCGAGCGCCUUACAGGAGUCCGCGCGGAGCACAGAGGCAGUCAGCCAGGAUUUGCCGGGCCCGCUAUAAAACGGACGCCCGCGGUCGAAAGCGAGGGACCCGGAGCUCAUCCCGGCUCAGCGCCGUGCGCCAGCCGCCAGGCGCCGCCAGCCUCGCCUCCGCCCCCGCCUCCGCCACACCCCGUGUGCCGCUUUGAAAGGCGCACCGCCCACCCCCGCCGGCCGGCAGGGCCAGCUCGCCACUCUAGCGGGCCGGCGGCCUGGGGCCGGGGAGUCCCCGCCGCAGCCACUCUGCCGCCGUCAAAGCGGCCCGCGAGCUGCGAGCCGCCAGCUUCGCCACAAGUGGAGGCCGGCCUUCCGGGAGCCCGGCGCGCCGACACUGCUGCCAACCUCCCGCACUGUUUCCCAAAACGGAGUAGAACCGACGCCGACCACACCCGCGGAAGUCCGCUUCUCGCCGAGAAAGAUUGUAUUCUGCACGCGCCCAGCACAGAAACUGACAAUCGGAAGCUAUCCAAAAGCGCCAAUGAAAUGCUCUCCGUCUUCUCAUAG